Molecule: messenger RNA, 950 nt
Organism: Linum tenue
Lineage: Eukaryota; Viridiplantae; Streptophyta; Magnoliopsida; Malpighiales; Linaceae
Source: the annotation of a GenBank genome assembly
AAAACCAUCAAAAGCCUUACAUCCUUUCUACUUUCUAAAGUCGAUUCGAUCGAGCUCCCGAUUCUCCACAGACCAGCCAUGUCUUCCUCCCAGCAACCCGCUUCUAACAGGCUACAAGGCAAGGUCGCACUGAUCACCGGCGGAGCGAGCGGCAUCGGCGCCGCCGCCGCCGCGCUCUUCGCCCAUAACGGCGCCAAGGUCAUAAUCGCCGACGUCCAAUCCGAACUCGGCCACUCCGUCGCCGAGCAGAUCACCUCCACCUCCCUUUUCCCAGUCGCCUACGUCCAAUGCGACGUCAGCAAAGAAUCCGACGUCGAAAACGCGGUAAACGGCGCCGUAUCAUCCCACGGGAAACUCGACAUCAUGUUCAGCAACGCCGGGAUCAUGGGCCAGCUCGCGGGGAUGCAGAUCUCGACAGCGGACGGCCAGGAUCUCAUGAGAGUCUUCGAAGUCAACGUCCGCGGCGCGUUCCACUGCGCCAAGCACGCGGCGCGCGUGAUGAUCCCGGAGAAGAGCGGGGUGAUUCUUUUCACCGCGAGCAGCGUUACGACGACGUUUGGGAACGCGCCGCACGCCUAUACGGCGUCGAAGCACGCGGUGGUUGGGUUGAUGAAGAACCUGACCGUGGAGCUGGGUGGGUACGGGAUUCGGGUCAACUCGGUUUCGCCCGACGGGGUUCCGACCCCGAUGGCGAUGAAGGCGAUGGGGAUGGACCGGAAGGCGGUUCAGGAGCUCGGGUCGCAGAGGGCGAGCUUGAAGGGGACGAUGCUGGACGAAAACGACGUCGCGGAGGCGGCGAUGUACCUGGCGAGCGAGGAGUCCAAGUUUGUGAGCGGGUUGAACCUCGUGGUGGAUGGCGGCUACAAUUUGAAGAGUGCUUAAUUUCACUGAUCAUUUGGGAAUCAUUUGGUGCUUAAGGGACAAUAAUAAUGAUUUUCGGCGUUUUGUCG